AUGGCUGUCCAAAAUUUUACACGUCUAGUACGCUUUAUACCCAAGGCAGCGCCCUCGAAGAUCCUCAUCGGUGAGCCAGUGAGUCCCACGGUCGAUGUUGGCGGAGCGCUGUUCAAGAAAGACGACGUCUAUGCCCAUGUUUGGUCAGGCAACUCGGUCCUUGCUCCUGGCGUUAAGACUGAGCACAAAGAACUGGUCGACCGUGUGCUAUCCCCCUUGGCUCGCGACGAGGUCGGCACUAUUCGCUGCAUUGGUUUGAAUGUUAGUCUGACCAGAGCUGACUUGAUUAUUCCCACCAUCCGCGAGCGCGCGACAAAACCUUCAGAUUCGUUAGCCGACCCGUGGCCUGCUCCGACUGUUCUACCCCGCGUAACACAGGCCGACGACACAGGCGACUACGAGUCCGAGCUCGCCAUUGUCAUUGGCAAGACGUGCAAGAACGUUCCCAAGGAAGAAGCGAUGGACUACGUGCUCGGGUAUACAGCGGCCAACGACGUCUCGAGCAGGGGCUGUCAGUUUGCGCAGUCGCAGUGGUGCUACUCAAAGGGCUUUGACGGGUCCUGCCCGAUUGGCCCGGCGCUUGUCUCAAAGUCUUUAAUCCCCGACCCUUCAAAGUUGCAUAUCCGUGGUCUUAAAAACACAGACGUCAUGCAAGACUGCGGCAUAGAUGUGCCUGAGCUCGUUAGCUUCCUGUCACAGGGCACCACAUUACGUGCCGGCACCGUCAUCAUCACAGGUACUCCAGCCGGAGUUGGCGAAGGAAAAUCCCCCAAGGUCACGCUUAAGAAGGGAGACACUUUCUCGGUGGAAAUUCUCCCGCACAUCGGUACCUUGAUAAAUCAAUUUGAGAACGAGGCAUAA
Messenger RNA from Metarhizium acridum CQMa 102, 861 nucleotides. The record is from RefSeq and is a predicted model, not a curated record. NCBI's taxonomy places the organism in Eukaryota, Fungi, Ascomycota, Sordariomycetes, Hypocreales, Clavicipitaceae.